UGAGAUUCCUAACACUACUCGUACAACUAUAGUAUCCCAUCCUCCACGCAUUUAAAUACAGAAUAUGUAUUUCAGCUUUAGCAACCCAUGCUCUAUUCUUUCACUUACCUAAUUAAACUACAAUGGAUGUUCUUCUUCCAUAUGUCAGCACUACAACAGUUGUUCUAAUCGCCAUUUUAUACUGCUUUCUACGACGAAGAGCCAGAGCUGCUAAGGGACUGAAAGCUCCCAAAGCUGCCGGUGGUUGGCCUAUUUUAGGCCACCUACAGUUGUUUUCAGGACCCAAACCACCCCACAUAACACUAGGAGCUCUAGCCGAGAAGUAUGGUCCUGUCUAUUGCAUUCGGUUAGGUGUGCACCCAACUCUGGUGGUCAGCUCAUCAGAGGUAGCAAGGGAAUUAUUCACAGCCAAAGACACAGUAGUGGCCUCGCGGCCAAAAUUUGUGUCAACUAAGCUCUUGGGCUACAACUAUGUCUUGUUUGCGUUUGCUCCCUAUGGCCCGUACUGGCGCGAGUUGCGCAAGAUUGUUAUGGUAGAACUACUAUCUAAUCACCGGCUUCAGCUACUCAAACAUGUUUUCAUUCUCGACGUGGAGACUUCUUUAAGGGAGCUGUACAGGGUUUGGGAAGAGAAAAAGAAUGGCGGGUCGGAGCAGGUAUUGGUUGAGAUGAGGCAAUGGUUUGGGGACAUGAGUUUAAACACUAUUCUUAAGCUAGUUGCAGGGCAAAAGUACUCUGAGAAAAGUGCUUUGAAUGAUAGAAUGAAAAAGGCGAUGAGGCAGUUAUUUGAGUACUUGGGGAUGUUUGUGUUGAGGGAUGCGGCUCCUUUUCUUGGGUGGCUAGACGUCGGAGGACACGAGAAGUCGAUGAAGAAGACUGCGGAAGAGUUGGACAGUUUUCUUGGGCAAUGGUUACAGGAGCAUAAGAGGAAGAGGGAUUUGGGAGAGGUUGAAGGAGAACAAGACUUCAUGGAUGUUAUGCUUUCGGUACUUGAUGAUGUGAAUGUUGCAACUUCUGGUUAUGAUGUUGAUACGAUCAUUAAAUCCACAUGCUUGGCUAUGAUCGGUGGAGGUAGUGACACCACCUUGGUUGCCUUGACAUGGGCACUGGCACUAUUGCUAAACAAUCCCCAUGUGUUAAUAAAAGCUCAAGAAGAACUGGACAUUUGUGUCGGAAAGGAAAGACUAGUAAGCGAUUCAGACAUUAACAAGCUGGUCUAUCUCCAAGCAAUAGUCAAAGAGACAUUAAGGUUAUACCCAUCAGUACCACUUUCAGCCCCUCAUCUAUUCAUGGAAGACUGCACUCUCUCUGAUUACAAAAUCCCAAAUGGGACUUGGCUUAUUGUGAAUCUGUGGAAGAUUCAAACCGACCCAAAAGUGUGGCCAGACCCAUUUGAAUUCAGGCCUGAGAGAUUUUUAACAACUCACAAGGAUGUUGAAGUGAGGGGUCAGAAUUUUGAACUAAUCCCAUUUGGGAGUGGUAGAAGGGCAUGUCCAGGGACAUCAUUUGCUCUGCAACUGGUGCACCUCGCAUUGGCUACUUUCUUACAUGCCUUUCAGUUUUCGACUCCUUCCAAUGAGCCAGUUGAUAUGAGUGGCAGUCCUGGACUGACCAACCUCAAAGCCACCCCUCUUGAAGUUCUGGUCGCCCCCCGAUUGCCACCCAAGGUUUACAUUGCAGCAUUAUAAGAUUCACUGAUGGUGAUGAAGCUUUUAUUGGAGAGGCAUAAAAGCUUUAUAGUUAUUAGUGUGUUGUACCAAAUGUAGAGUGUCGAAUAACUUACUUCAUCUUUGGUUGUAUAAUGGUCAAGAGCCUCUUGAUCAUAACUUUGAGGUUCAUGCUUGAUCGUUGUAAUCCGUUCUUUGUCUGACAAAAUAUAUAUCUAUUACUAAU
This is a messenger RNA of Tripterygium wilfordii, 1893 nucleotides long. Its product is annotated as cytochrome P450 CYP82D47-like. The record is from RefSeq and is a predicted model, not a curated record. Gene Ontology annotation, molecular function: heme binding; iron ion binding; oxidoreductase activity, acting on paired donors, with incorporation or reduction of molecular oxygen. NCBI's taxonomy places the organism in Eukaryota, Viridiplantae, Streptophyta, Magnoliopsida, Celastrales, Celastraceae. Bases 123 to 1688 code for a protein of 521 amino acids. Gene Ontology annotation, biological process: defense response to other organism. The transcript is spliced from 2 exons.